AUGGGGCCAACUGAUUCGCCAAUACUCCCUACGACUUCCCGUCUAAGCGUUUCGAAUAUUAGUGCUGUCAUACGCUUCUGGGACUCUAUCUACUCUGUUUUCGCCAACCCAAGUGCCUUACUUUCUUUCACUCGCCUUUCCCAAAACCUCGAUCGUGAUGGAUUCUUGAGUUCACCCAAAGCCUUAUUGCUGAGUACCUGCUUAAUCAUCAUGGCUGGUUGUGGGUUCUUGUCCAUGAUUCUGCGACGCAAGAGCUCUGGGCGGACUUCGGGGAACAAACGUUGUCGCCGGGCUGCUCGUCGAAAUGCCUCCAAAUCGUCCGCUGGAACUUUUACCUCGUCCGAAGACGAAGGGUAUGAUAGCAGUGGAUCAUUGCGACAUGGCACAGACAGCACCUUCUCUGCAGAGAAGACGGAGCCUCAACGCCGUGAGCUGUCAGAUGAUGGUCUGCGCAUCCCUAACCCUACCCUGCUAUCGACCUUUGCUGACGGGCAAGUAGCGCAAACCACAGAUCCUGGCCUGCUCAAGAAACAUUCAACAUAUAUAUCCUACACUACAUCUGUCGCAACAUAUCCGUCCAUAAGAACUUUUCACAAGCCGCAUCCACAGAAGGACAAGUUGCCGAUAAAACCAUCUCCAAUCCCGUUGCUGGUCUUUGUGCACGGCUUGGGUGGCUCGCUAGCCCAAUUCAAUCAUCUGCUGACCAGCUUGUCUAACGUCGGGCCGUGCUUCGGAAUAGAUCUGCCCGGUUGCGGAUUGUCGAAGUUUGAGCCUGCUUCUUGGGAUGCGUAUAAGGUCGAAGCGCUUGCAGAACUGCUUGCGACCGCUAUUGAAGAGCAUCGUGAUAAAGACGCCGGUCAGGGGGUGGUCUUAAUUGCCCACAGUUUGGGCUGUUCCCUUUCAGCAAUGUUGGCAUCCGCGACCUCUCCUGUGGGGCCCAACUUGAAGAAGCAUAUUCUCGGGCUCAUCGCUGUCUGUCCCCGCGCGUCGCCCCCAUCUUUCAAAGAAGUUACGUCUUUCCGCCGCCUCCUCAACAUACCGGGUCCGAUCUUUGACCUUUGGCGAUACUGGGAUCGACGAGGCGGUCUGAAGAGCGCCAGUGUCAACCGGCUCGUCGGCGCAGAUGCUGAUUCCGAUACAAGAGAACUCCAAGUGCGGUACAACAAACAAAGCAAGACACCUGUGUGGAGACGCAUGGCCUGGGGUACUCUUCCCACGUAUGACGGUGUCGAUGGAACCGCUGUAGGAGGUAUUCCAGGGGAGCAGACCUGGGCAGGAGUACAGACGCCAACCUUACUUGUGGCUGGCGAAUCUGACACAGUGACGAAGCCUGCAGAAUUGCAAAAAAUUCUCGGAUUCUUCGGGGGCAAAGGCUCAAAGGCUGAAGAAAGCAGCAACAGUAGCAACAUUAUUCCGGACGCUUCCGAAGUUGAUAGCCAGGUUCCAGCCCCCUACAACCGCUUAGCCCACGAAGAGGAGUUUGGUGUUGAGCCUCAAGUGAAUGAGAAGGAGAUCGAGAACACUUCGGAGAAGCCACUUCAAGCUAAACGCUCUGUCAAGACAGUUAUCCUGCCAGCUCCAGCCUCUCACGCUCUUCUUUACGAUCGUGCGACAUAUCGCACUCUAGCUGGAAUCAUCCAAGACUUCCUUCAGCAGCACGUUGAUAAUCGACUGAGUCUCGGAUGGCAGCUGCAGUAUCUUAAUACUUCGGGCAAGUGGGACGUGAAAAAUCUAGCCAAGUGGAAGAAAGUCACCCCUGUUUCAGAGCGCAUCUCCGACACAUUCGUCGCGCUCAAAAUGCUGCGCGAGGUUGAUGAGGAACAUAAUCCUGUAUUAUUCUCCCAAGCUUAUAAUGGACGGAUAUACGCGGUGAUCGAUAUUAGCUACGAAAACCCGGUGUAUAACCCAGCCUCUUUGGAAAAGGGAGGCAUCCAUUACCACAAACAUCCUACCGUGUCAAAGAUCCCACCAACACCAGAUGAGACACGAGACUUUAUUGCCUUAGUCGAUAGGCUUCAGAAUGAGAUUACAGAGAAAGUGGGAAAGUCUGGAAACCGGCAGACUCCACGCCCGGUAGUUGGGGUUCACUGCCAUUAUGGAUACAAUCGAACCGGUUUCUUGAUUGUCUGCUAUCUGAUUGAACGUUGUGGGUAUACCGUCCAGGAAGCAAUUGACGAAUUUGAAAGACGUCGUCCACCAGGCAUCCGACAUGGACAUUUCAUUGAUACAUUGUUCGUGCGAUAUUGUGUUGGGCUCAAGAGAGCACCGACUCUAUAG
This is a messenger RNA of Aspergillus nomiae NRRL 13137, 2277 nucleotides long. Its product is annotated as RNA 5'-triphosphatase domain-containing protein. Lineage: Eukaryota; Fungi; Ascomycota; Eurotiomycetes; Eurotiales; Aspergillaceae. Gene Ontology annotation, molecular function: protein tyrosine/serine/threonine phosphatase activity; mRNA guanylyltransferase activity. Gene Ontology annotation, biological process: 7-methylguanosine mRNA capping; protein dephosphorylation. The transcript has a single exon. The coding region runs from base 1 to 2277 and encodes 758 amino acids. The record is from RefSeq and is a predicted model, not a curated record.